Echinops telfairi (small Madagascar hedgehog) is the source of this 1337-nucleotide messenger RNA. It is a transcript of the gene HTATIP2, whose product is annotated as HIV-1 Tat interactive protein 2. Gene Ontology annotation, molecular function: NAD binding; oxidoreductase activity, acting on the aldehyde or oxo group of donors, NAD or NADP as acceptor. Gene Ontology annotation, biological process: import into nucleus. The record is from RefSeq and is a predicted model, not a curated record. Gene Ontology annotation, cellular component: cytoplasm. The transcript is spliced from 5 exons. The coding region runs from base 190 to 915 and encodes 241 amino acids. NCBI's taxonomy places the organism in Eukaryota, Metazoa, Chordata, Mammalia, Afrosoricida, Tenrecidae.
GCAGUGUGGGUUGGAGGACCGACUGGUGCCCCGCCCCGUCGCGGUGACUCGGCACUUUCUCCUGGGCCGCGGCUGUGGAGGACACAGAACCGCAGAGAAUAACAUCACCUUCCUCCCAAACAGGUCACCCAACAGCCUGUUCCCUUCCGGGGAGCUUCCUAGGACAGGCACCUGCCCGUGACCGAAGCCAUGACGGAAGCGCUCCCCAAGCUUCGGGAAGAGUUUAGGAUGCAGAAUAAGUCAGUGUUUAUUCUGGGCGCCAGCGGGGAAACCGGCCAAGUGCUCCUGAAAGAAAUCUUGGAUCAACGCCUGUUUUCCAAAGUCACACUCAUUGGCCGGAGGACGCUCCCCUUCCAGGACGAAGCUUAUAAAAAUGUGAACCAAGAAGUGGUGGACUUUGAGAAGCUGGAUGACUAUGUGUCUGCCUUCCAAGGUCACGACGUUGGAUUCUGCUGCCUGGGCACCACCAGAAAAAAAGCCGGCGCGGAGGGAUUUGUUCGUGUUGACCGAGAUUAUGUGCUGAAGUCCGCAGAGCUGGCAAAAGCCGGAGGCUGCACACACUUCAACUUGCUGUCCUCUAAAGGGGCCGAUAAGUCAAGCAGUUUUCUGUACCUGCAAGUGAAGGGAGAAGUGGAAGCCAGGGUUGAAGAACUAAAGUUUGAUCGUUACUCCAUAUUUAGGCCUGGCGUCCUCCUAUGUGACAGGCAGGAGUCUCGCCCCAGUGAAUGGUUGGUCAGGAAGAUCUUUGGCUCCUUACCAGAGUCCUGGGCCAGUGCACACUCGGUGCCCGUGGUGACGGUGGUGAGAGCCAUGCUGAACAACGCAGUGAGGCCCCAAGUCCCCGAGAAGACCGAGCUUCUUGACAACAAGGCCAUCUACGCCCUGGGCAAAGCCGACGAUGCUCUCAGACCGUAGCUGUGGCAGGACUCUCAAGAACGUGCUUUUAACUGCAAGCUUUCACUCUGUUGCUUCGCUAGUCUCAGCCUCCUGUCACCCACCAAUCCAGAAGUGACUGUGCCCAUCCUCAGUGGUUUCAAGCCUUGAACACCCACACACACACACACACUUCACCCCACCCGUGGGAGCUUCUGAAAAAGCAUUCAGGACCCCCUGCCUCAAGCCUUUGGAAUCAGAAUUUCUGGGGCCUGAGCGUAGGAAUUUGUUUUGUUAGGUUUCUCCUGAUGGUUUUGAUGUCACUGUUGGGAAAUCAGCUUUGGAAACACUUGUCUGCAGAACCCCAGUGUAACUGUGAAUCUGUGUUCACAUUGCGGACAUUCACAUCUCUGAGGUGGCCCAGUGCUAACUUUUUAACUGUGUAAAUAAACAUUAUGCCUUUA